GGAAGGGAGACGGUCGCUUUCGGGAAUCAGGGCGAGUUCGCACGCACCCGCCCGCGCCGCUGCUACUCCCUAUAUAACGGGAGCCCGGCAGCAGCGAGCCGUCAUCGUAUAUACUCGGAGUAGCACGCGUCGGCAGGGGGAAGAAUAUUUUGGAUUUUGGAGGAGACGAUCGAGGCCAGGCAAUGGAGAAGCCCAGGCAGGUGGUGAGGAAGUUCCUGGCCCGGCCGCAGCACGAGGGCGCCGGCGCCGUCGUUCGCCGCAGCAUCGGGAGGUUCGAGCUGAGGUACUUCGACCCUUUCCUGGUCCUGGAUGAGUUCUCAGUUUCUGCUCCGGCUGGGUUCCCCGACCAUCCACACAGAGGUUUUGAGACGGUCACGUACAUGCUUGAGGGAGCCGUGACGCACGAGGACUUCGAGGGCCACCGCGGCACGAUCAAGGCCGGCGACGUGCAGUGGAUGACGGCCGGCCGCGGCAUCGUGCACUCCGAGAUGCCCGCCGCCCCCGGCACCUCCAGGGGCCUGCAGCUCUGGGUCAACCUCUCCUCCCAAAACAAAAUGAUCGAGCCGAGGUACCAGGAGAUGCAGAGCAAGGACAUCGCCUCCACGACGUCGUCCGACGGCGUGACGGUGCGCGUGGUGGCCGGGCAUUCCAUGGGCGCGCGGUCGCCGGUGUGCACGCGGACGCCGACCAUGUACCUGGACUUCACGGUGCGCCCGCACGCGGCGGCGCGGCAGCCCGUGCCGGCGUCGUGGAACGCGUUCGCGUACGUGCUGGAGGGCGAGGGCGUCUUCGCAGGGGGAGGAGCCGCCGAGGCCGCCGACAGCAGCAGCAGCAGCAAGGCGGGGCCGCACCACCUGCUGCUGCUGGGGCUGCAGGGAGACGGCGUGGAGGUGUGGAACAAGUCGGACAAGCCGCUCCCGUUCCUGCUCAUCGCCGGCGAGCCCAUCGGCGAGCCCGUGGUGCAGCUGGGGCCCUUCGUCAUGAACACCGAGGAGGAGAUCGACGCGGCCGUGAAUGACUUCGAGUACUGCGUCAAUGGGUUCGAGAAGGCCAAGCAUUGGAAGUCGCAGGCGAUGGUUGCGCUCGAAGUGGAGUAGGGCGAAACAAUGGCGCGAACUACACGCACAUUUCUUGUUCUUUCUUUCUUUCUUUCUUCCGAACAUCAGUGGUCGACUUUGUGUACAUAGCCGCCCUAACGGUUUAUUAAAUUCAAAUUUUUAAUGAAAAAGUGAUUUUCACCCAA
This is a messenger RNA of Brachypodium distachyon (stiff brome), 1243 nucleotides long. RefSeq names its product pirin-like protein At1g50590. The record is from RefSeq and is a predicted model, not a curated record. Lineage: Eukaryota; Viridiplantae; Streptophyta; Magnoliopsida; Poales; Poaceae.